This is a messenger RNA of Cylicocyclus nassatus, 831 nucleotides long. Lineage: Eukaryota; Metazoa; Nematoda; Chromadorea; Rhabditida; Strongylidae. The record is from the annotation of a GenBank genome assembly.
AUGAUGGACGAGGUGCUCAGGGAAGAAAAGGCUGCCGCAUCAAGAGAGAACCGCAGUGCUGAGCCAGUUUGUAUGGUUUUCGAGAUGGACCGUUCCCUUGACCGUCGUCGCUAUAACGCCCCUACAUCCAAUGGGAGGCCGUUGUUCACGUCGGCAAAGACGAGUCCAGAUGAAGAAGAGGGAUCACGCCCGUCGACGCUCCCGCAUAUCUCAACGGGUUACUACUUCUACUUGCUUCAAGUCAGGCCUGGCUUUAAUCCGAUUCAUCACGGAGGCCCACUUACGCAGCAGUUCAUUGUCGACGCUUGGGUUAAGACGGAGCAGAACCGCUUCAACUACAUCCGCACCUAUCAAGCCAACUCUCGAGCGGACACGUACCAGUCGCUACUCGACUUCAUCUCCACUGAAGACGGUAGCAAUGGACCAGCGGGCAAGCGAAUCAUCCUACCAGCCACGAUUAAAGGAAGUCCGCGCUCUAUGUUACAAGACUACCAAGACGCCAUGACCAUUGUCGCAAAAUAUGGCAAGCCGAACUUCUUCAUAACGUUUACAUGUAACCCCAAAUGGCGGGAAAUUGAAGAGAGCCUUCAGCCACAGAUUGCCACCGACCGUCCUGACAUCGUUGCGAGAGUUCACAAGUGCAAGUUCGACGCCCUCAUGGAUCUACUUCUCACACAACACGUUCUCGGCCGCGUCGUAGGUUACGUAUCUUCGAAUGUCAGAAGCGAGGGUUGCCACACACGCACUCUCUUCUCAUCUUGGACAACCAAUCAAAACCUCGCACAGCAGCCGACGUCGAUCGCUCAUCAGUGCUACCCCGGACUCCGCUGA